AAGAGGGAAGCCGGGCAACGAGAUUCAACCCAGUAUGGACGGCAAUGAAGUCGAUGGUGAGGGAGCCGAAGGCAAGGAACUCCACGAUAAGCAGACCGAAAGUAACCAACAAAUUGAGCAUCUGUCCGACAACAUGGUAGACUGCAUUAUGAAAAGUGGAAUGGAGGUUUACUCAUCCGAGUUCGUUAGUGAUGAUUGUUUGGCUGAUGAUAGGUUGGGAGUAGAAACUGAGAUUUUGGUUCCGAAGGUUGGUAUGAAAUUUGACAGUGAGAAGGAGUUAUUUGAAUUCUACAAGAAGUAUGCUUACGAAAUAGGAUUCCCUGUUAGAAAAAGAAACUCUAAGAAGGGUGAUGACGGGGUUGUUCGAUACGUGAGCUUUACUUGUAGUCGAGAAGGACGACGGAAGACUAAUAGAAGUACUUCUUUGAAUCCUCCGCCAACGAUUGAAAUAGGGUGCAGAGCUAGGUUGACAACGUGUUCUGAUGCUCGUGGAAUAUGGCGAAUAAACGUUGUGCAGUUAGAACACAACCAUAAGACAAGCCCAUCUAAAUCUAGGUUAUAUCGAUGCAAUCGAGAACUUAGUGCACACGUUAAAAGACGGCUUGAGGUCAAUGACAUAGCAGGGAUCCCAUUGCAUAAGAGCUAUAACUCAACUGUAGUGGAGGCGGGUGGAUUCGAGAACAUGACUUGUGUUGAGAAAGACUGUAGGAAUUUCAUCGAUAAAGUACGGCGUUUAAGACUUGGUGAAGGAGAUGCUGCUGCAUUACAGAGUUACUUCUCGAAAAUGCAAGCAUGCAGUCCUGGUUUUUAUUUCAGUAUAGACUUGGAUGAGGAGUCUCGGUUAAGAAAUGUGUUUUGGGCGGAUAAUAGAUGCAGGCAAGCAUAUAAAGAAUUCGGUGAUGUAGUUACUUUUGACACCACUUAUCUGACUAACAAGUACGAUAUGCCGUUCGCUCCUUUCGUAGGGGUGAAUUACCACGGGCAAUCAACUUUAUUUGGUUGUGGAUUAGUUUCGAAUGAAGAUACAAAUACAUUUGUUUGGUUAUUUAAGACAUGGCUUGAGUGCAUGUGGGGUCAAGUUCCUGGUGGUAUAAUUACAGAUCAAGAUCGUGCCAUGCAAAAUGCAAUUGCAAUUGUGUUCCCCAAUACUAAACAUAGAUGGUGUUUAUGGCAUAUUCUAAAGAAGUUGCCAGAAAAGUUCGGCGGUCAUCGCGAAAAGGGUGCAAUACUGUAUGUCGUUCACGGUUUAGUAUACGAUACAUUAGUUUGUGAGGAGUUUGAAGAAGGUUGGUUGAACAUGCUUGCACAUUUUCAUUUGCAAGAUAAUGAUUGGUUGAACAGACUUUAUGAGAACCGAAGUCGUUGGGUACCAUGCUAUUUGAGAACUACAUUCUGGGCGGGUAUAUCAACCACCCAACGAAGUGAGAGUAUGAACGCAUUCUUCGAUGACUAUGUGCACUCGAAGAAAUCUUUAAAGCUAUUUGUAGAGCAAUACGAACGGGCUUUGAGAAGUAAAGUUGAAAAGGAAUUUCAAGCUGAUUUUAGAUCAUUCUCACAAAUGGUUCCUUGUGCUACUAAGUACGAGAUGGAAAAGCAAUUUCAAGAAGUUUACUGUGAAGUACUAUCUGCGGAGGAGUUAUGCGGGAUAGCGAAGUACGAGGUCCGUGAAGAUAUCAUCCUUGAGGAAGGGAGGAAGACAAAAAGAUUUACAAUUUCUUUUUGUAAAGACAACUGCGAGAUUGUGUGUAACUGUCAUUUGUUUGAGUUUCGAGGCAUCGUUUGCAAACACGCGGUCUCAGUUUUAAUUCGGAAUGAGGUGUCAGUACUUCCGAAAAAGUACAUUUUACGAAGAUGGAGGAGAGAUGUGAGUAGACCUUACACACGGGUGGCAACAACGUAUGAUGGUUUGGUGAGUACUCCUGAGCAGUUGAGAUAUGAGCAGUUGUGUGCUGCUCUAACUAAGAUGGCUGACUUGGUUGCAGUUGAUGAAGACCGUUCAAAGUAG
This is a messenger RNA of Olea europaea var. sylvestris, 2005 nucleotides long. Its product is annotated as protein FAR1-RELATED SEQUENCE 5-like. The annotation marks the transcript as partial. Lineage: Eukaryota; Viridiplantae; Streptophyta; Magnoliopsida; Lamiales; Oleaceae. Gene Ontology annotation, molecular function: zinc ion binding. Gene Ontology annotation, biological process: regulation of DNA-templated transcription. The record is from RefSeq and is a predicted model, not a curated record. The transcript is spliced from 4 exons.